Messenger RNA from Annulohypoxylon maeteangense, 2559 nucleotides. RefSeq names its product 2-isopropylmalate synthase. The transcript has 4 exons. Lineage: Eukaryota; Fungi; Ascomycota; Sordariomycetes; Xylariales; Hypoxylaceae. The record is from RefSeq and is a predicted model, not a curated record. Gene Ontology annotation, molecular function: 2-isopropylmalate synthase activity. The coding region runs from base 436 to 2361 and encodes 641 amino acids. Gene Ontology annotation, cellular component: mitochondrion. Gene Ontology annotation, biological process: L-leucine biosynthetic process.
AACAUGUUAUCAGUAACCAACUGGGGUUUUGAACGGGUCCAAAGAUCCGUCCCCUUUAUCUCCCUUCUGCCGAAGAGGAUCCUGGAAACCUACCUUUGACGACAAUCUAUCCCUUCGGUGUUAAGGUUGCGUUAUAUUCUAAGCGCCCGAGAAGAUUGCGUUGGCUUCCUUUGCAUAUGUCCUGCAUAUAUUCAAGGUUGAUAUCUCCUUCUGAUAAGCAGUCUUCCAAUGGUAGGGCAUACCUUCAUCCAGCAGUCUUUGGUUGAUACCAGCAUAGGCUUGUUGCCAAUCCUCGUGCGACGAGUAUAAAUUCAGAGGUUCAACACCGUUACACACCUUCACACUCAGUUACCUUAGUUCCAUCAGUUUCAUCAGUUUCAUCAGUUUCAUCAGUUCCAUCAGUUGCACAAACUAAAGAUCAAAGUAAAGAUAAAAAUGCCUGCGAAGACUUUCCAGAAAUAUGACCCCUUUCCAGCACUGAGUCUAUCGAGCCGAAAGUGGCCCGAUAACUCUAUUACGAAACCACCUCGAUGGCUAUCAACGGAUUUGAGAGAUGGAAAUCAAGCUCUGGUUCAACCCAUGGACAGCGAAGCUAAACGCCGCUACUUCCAAGCUCUCGUGAAACUUGGAUAUAAAGAAAUCGAAAUUUCGUAUCCAGCAGCAUCACAAACUGAGUGGGAUUUCACAAGAGAACUUAUAACCACACCGGGAGCCAUUCCGGACGAUGUUAGGAUUCAAGUCAUGGCCCCUUGCCGCGAAGAUCUAAUUCGUCGGACUAUAGAGGCAGCUCGAGGCGCGAGGAGUGCUAUCGUUCACAUACACUUAUCCACGUCCCGCUGCUUCCGCGAGGUCGUGUUUAAUAUGACUGAGAACGAGAUGAAAGAUCUGGCAGUCCGCUGCACUCGGCUGAUCCGAGAGUUGACUAAGGAGUCAACUGAUCCAGAAAUCAGGAGUACGGAAUGGACUCUACAAUUCUGCCCAGAAAACUUUCAGGAUACAUCCAUUGAAUAUGCUCUCGAGAUAUGCGAGGCUGUUAAGGCUACUUGGCAGCCUACGCAGGAUAACCCGAUUAUUUUCAACCUAACCGCCACGGUCGAGGUUGCAAUGCCUAAUGUUUUCGCAGACCAGAUAGAGUACUUUUGUACUCAUAUCACAGAGAGGGAGAAAGUCUGUGUGUCGCUGCAUAACCAUAACGAUCGUGGCAGUGCCGUAGCAGCUGCUGAACUAGGCCUGCUAGCCGGCGCUGAUCGGAUCGAGGGCUGUCUAUUCGGCAACGGAGAAAGGACUGGCAAUGUGGACUUGGUUACGCUUGCAAUGAAUCUCCACACCCAGGGUAUCUACUCAGGGAUUGACUUUUCGGACGUGAAGUCGGUCGUUGCUAUGGUUGAGGAACUCACUAAAGUUCCUGUCCACGUUCGGGCGCCGUAUGCGGGCGCGUACACAUUUUGCACAUUCAGCGGCAGUCAUCAAGACGCCAUCAGGAAGGGGUACAAGGCGCGUGCCAAGAUGGAAAGGAAGCUUGGCAAAGAACCUAAAUGGGUGAUGCCGUAUCUCGCCAUGGACCCUGCAGAUCUAGGACGUGAGCACGAAGCGAUCAUCCGCAUCAACUCGCAAUGUGGGAAGGGCGGUAUCGGCUGGUUAGUCGAGGAGCUUUUCGGCAUCAAGCCGCCUCGAGAAUUAGAGAUCGCUUUUACGAAAAUUUGUAAAGCGCACGCCGACGAUAUGGGCAUUGAGCUCACUCAUGGUAUUAUUGAGAAUCUUUUCCGUUCUAGGUAUAUGCAGGCCGAAGGCCAUGGCGGCGCUACACGGGUCAAGGUUCAGGAGUGCGAGAUUGGUAAGCACAAUACCAAUGGCGCAAAUGACACAAAUGGUACCCAUUUUGACGGCCAAGCCCUUAAGAAUGGAUAUUCAAAUGGCCACGGAAAGUCCGGAUCUGCAUAUCUCCGGGCUACUAUCGCCGCGGAAGGCGGCACAUACGAUCUCUGCGGCACGGGUAGCGACGUCUUGGCUAGUGUACUAGACUCUAUGCGGAAGGCUGGAAGCACAUUCGAACUUCUCGUCCACGAGUCGCAGAACACUGAUAAUGCAUCUGAAGAUAUCUUCACUUCCAAGACCGCGAUCAUGGUCAAGCUGGGUACCUCAGACAGAACCACGGCCUGGGGCGUUGGAAUUCACGAGAGGCCCGAGUGGUCUACUUUACAAGCGGUGAGUUUAAGAUUUUUAACUCUUGCAUGCAUACUACCUAGUACCUUAUCUAUCGCCUAUAAGAUCUACGUCUUACUGACAGAAACCCAGGUUUUGAGUGCGGCUCAGCAGCUUGGAGUGGAUGGCUGGCAGAAGUUACAGAUGCAGGAAGCUUAAGAGGGGGGCUAAGGGGGUAAAUCCGACUAGAAAUUUGCUCGUGGCGCAAGACUGUCUAGAUUGAAAUAUCUGCGCACCGUGUGGCUUUUUUUGUUUAGUGGUUGAGUUCUCUAGAUAGACUUGAGCUAUAGAGGCUAUCCCCUAGAAUUUAGCGAGUAGAUCUCAAUAAAGUCUCUGUUUUGACCAAAGUAUAAUACA